Molecule: messenger RNA, 2736 nt
Organism: Paramormyrops kingsleyae
Lineage: Eukaryota; Metazoa; Chordata; Actinopteri; Osteoglossiformes; Mormyridae
Gene: fabp2
Product: fatty acid binding protein 2, intestinal
Molecular function (GO): lipid binding
Source: RefSeq, a predicted model, not a curated record
AAGCCUUCUAGCAGAAAGGCACAGAAAUAUUUAUUUGUUUUUGUUUCCUUUAAAUUUUAUAACACGCAAUGCUGUUCAGAAGUGCAGAAGGACAACAUUAUAACAAGCAUCCUGUGUUUCACAGGACGCUUGUGUUUCUGGUUUCAAUGCGUGCUUCACACUUUCAAAGGUCACAAUCUAUUUUAAUCGUAAGCUCUUGAGCUGUCAUAGCGGAGUGAAUAGUGAUAAUCCCAAGUCAAGUUCAGUGAAAAGGUUAUUCCAGGCUGGCAGCAGAUCUGCAAGACUCCCCUGACCUGGCAAGAACGAUAAGGCAGCACCACGUAUCUGGUUUGACUGGAUUCAUUACAUCUGGCUCUGGGUCUUCUGUGAGGCACUGCCUGCAGGACUAAUAUUAAUUAAAGUAACAUUUCUGUCUCAUUCUCCUGUCAGCUGUACCUCAUUUUCAUUUUUGAAUGAUUGUGUUACUGAGUCUUAAUGCACUGCAAAGACUAAUACAUUCUGUGAGCAUUUACCUUAAUUUGUUUUCUAAUUCCUGCUGAAAGGUUUCCGGCUCUGAAUGAUAAUGGUGCUUUUUAAGUGUAAGGCACCAUGACAGAGUAACUGUCUGAUGUUCUUGUGAAAGAGACGGGUGGUUUCUGGCUAGCCGCAGACAGACAUUCGUUUUGUUACUUAACCAUGAGUAUUGGUUAGCUGAGGACAGACACUCAUUCCCAGUGAACCAUUGGUCUCGGCCAGCUGAAGAUAGGCGGUAAUUGUAGCGAGCUGCGGAUUUUGGCUAGCUGGAGAAGGAAACUCGUCCUUAGUGGGUUGUGGGUUUGGGUGAGCGUGGUGACCAGUGUCUUUAAGUAGCUUACUGGACAAUUUUACACUUUUUAAAGGUUUUGACUGAAGGGUUGUCCGUCGGAAGGCAAGCUGGCAUCAAAAACUUUGCGUGAAAAAAACAGCUGCAGUUUUGUGAAGUUUUGGUGUAUUAACCCCUGAAAACUGAGUGUUUUAUUACAUAAAACAUUACACACCAUGGGCAUGAAAGAAGCAUCAAACUUUGGUGUCAUCAUUUUCUUAUCAUAGGGUCCCUCUAAAUAGUACUGCAACACAAAAUAUCUGACUAAACCACUAUGGAAAUGCUGCAGAUCAUAAAGUGGGAAUCGCUUCUUUACAGUGUGGUCAAUACAAACAUAAUCUGGUGGAAAUCUUUGCGUGAUGUAGGUCAUCUCUAUAAGCAUUUACUUUUUAACUUACAAUUCCAAAGGUCUUUGAUAACACGGUGACAUUGUGGAAAGAUUAUGGUACAAAUAAUCUCUUACAGUAAAAUUGGCAAUGGGCUAUGUCGCCGAUCUUCUUAGGGUCAGCGAGUCAAAGGUCAACAACCCGGCAUUGACUCUGUGACGACUGACCUUGUUAAACCCACGCUUCCAUGACCUUUCAGAUUACAAGUCAAAAUCAGCAAACCAAGUAUGUAAUUGUAAUUUAUAUUUAGUUCCUAUUUCUGGCAAAUGAAACAAGCUGGAUGUGCUUAAAACUGCUUUUCAGAACUGCACAUCUGUGGCAUUCAUGGGAUUUAUAAAAGAGGAAUUAUACUCUCACGUGUGUGUGUGUGUCUGUGUGUGUGUGUGUGUGUGUGGGAGAGGAGGUGCUAAGGAAGCCACUUUCACAAUGACUUCCCUUUUCUGGAGUGGCUGUAAAAGUGUUUUCCGUUCCGCAGGGAACUUAGAAAUGUCAACGUCUCUUGUGUCUUAAGACCAUGUGACACUUUAAAGAAACAGCCUACAUUCCCUGAAUGCAGUUCAGUUCUGUCUGGGCAUAAAAGGAUACGCGGCACGCAAAGUGCCUGCGAGGGCAAUUCGAUUCCUCCGAGAGACGGCGUAGCGCCUGUACGUGAAAAUGAGGAACCUUCGAGCCGUCGUUAUGCGCGGGGGACCUCGGCGCUGCUCACGUCAUAAGUGGCAAGAAGAGAGACGGCCCCAAAAGAGCGUGCGGCCGGGGCGUUUCGUCACCGCGGCCAGGAGCAGAUCCGUUCUAAACGAGCUUUAAACAGCCACAUCAGCAGGCAGAUAAUAGGAUCUGAUAAGAGGAUGCGAUAACGGCUAACAUGGUUUAAAAGGACGCGCUCUGACACUCAGAGGCUACUGACACGCGCAGCCAUGACGUUCGACGGCACCUGGAAAGUCGAUCACAACGAGAACUAUGACAAAUUCAUGGAGCAGAUGGGCAUCAGUAUGGUGAAGAGGAAAUUGGCUGCACACGAUAACCUGAAGAUCACCAUCCAGCAUAAUGGAGAUAAGUUCCAUGUGAAGGAGAUCAGUACAUUCCGUACGCUGGAGAUCGACUUCACCCUGGGGGUCACCUUCGAGUACAGCCUAGCAGAUGGGACCGAGCUUUCGGGCUCCUGGAUUCUGGAAGGUGAGACACUGAAAGGAAAAUUCACCAGGAAGGACAACGGAAAAGAGCUGCUCACCACGAGAGUGAUCUGCGGGGACGAACUCGUGCAGACCUACAGCUAUGAUGGAGUGGAUGCCAAAAGGAUUUUCAAAAGGGGUUAAGACUUAGAAUUUAGUUUUUUUUUUUUUACUAUAACAUGAGACAAACUUUGUUUGUGGGCUUACAAUUGUGUGGUGUUUCAUUGUCCUAAAAAUAAAAUGGUUCAUUGUUCCACGCCGGACAGUAUUUGUUACUGGAAAAUGAAUGAAGUAAUGAAUGAAUAAACCAUAAAAUGUGUAAAUGCCUGUAUUUGUUUCU